This is a messenger RNA of Acanthosepion pharaonis, 519 nucleotides long. Lineage: Eukaryota; Metazoa; Mollusca; Cephalopoda; Sepiida; Sepiidae. The record is from the annotation of a GenBank genome assembly.
AUGGAGAGGGAUAUCUUGCCCGGAAAUUUUAGCACGUCUUCAUAUGGAUAUAUGGAUAAAAGGGAUUUUUCUCUUUAUAAAUCCAUAGUGCAAUUUUCUUUCUUGCUUUUUAUUCUUUCACUCUUCUUUUUGUUAUUUUUUAUUCUUUCCUAUGUUCAUAUUUUUCUUUUGUUUAUUUUUUUCAGUUUUUGUUUAAUCUUUUGUCUUUUUCUCUCUUUCCAAUUGUUCUACAAUCAUUAUCUCUUCCUUUUUUUCUUUUCUUUUUUCUCUUAUUGUUUGUUCCUUUUUCUUUCAACUAAUUUUUCGUCUUUUCGUUAUUCCUCAUGCAACAUCAUUUCUUCCUUUCUUUUUUAUCUCCCUUCCGCGACUUUUACGUUCUUUUGUUGCUUUUCUUUCUUUUAUUUCUUCAUUUCGUUCAGUGUUUGUUUACUUACCUCUCAGAUAUUUUCUACUCCCCCAACUGAGGCACAUUCUUUUUUGCCCUCUCUCUCUCUCUCUGCAAGUAGAAAUGCCGCAUAA